AUGGAUGAUGGUUACAUUGACCUUCAGUUUAAGAAAAGUCCUCCUAAGAUUCCAUAUAAGGCCAUCGAGCUUGCUACAGUGCUGUUUCUGAUUUGUCACCUAUCUUAUUAUUGUAGACUCCUUCCUGUUGGCAGAUAUAUCAGUAAAGUGGGGGCAGAUCUUGUGGGUCCUUCUCUGAUCAUUGGCAUCCUGGGCUUCCUACCAGGAUUUUACCACCUGUAUGCACAUCGCCUACUACACAUUUUAAGGCCACUGAGGUUACUUCUACGAUGA
Pteronotus mesoamericanus is the source of this 273-nucleotide messenger RNA. RefSeq names its product transmembrane protein 230-like. The coding region runs from base 1 to 273 and encodes 90 amino acids. The record is from RefSeq and is a predicted model, not a curated record. Gene Ontology annotation, biological process: synaptic vesicle transport. Lineage: Eukaryota; Metazoa; Chordata; Mammalia; Chiroptera; Mormoopidae. Gene Ontology annotation, cellular component: synaptic vesicle; endomembrane system. The transcript has a single exon.